Molecule: messenger RNA, 16182 nt
Organism: Lucilia cuprina (Australian sheep blowfly)
Lineage: Eukaryota; Metazoa; Arthropoda; Insecta; Diptera; Calliphoridae
Gene: RyR
Product: ryanodine receptor
Exons: 31
Coding region: 308-15700 (5130 amino acids)
Biological process (GO): calcium ion transmembrane transport; intracellular calcium ion homeostasis
Cellular component (GO): Z disc; sarcolemma; smooth endoplasmic reticulum
Molecular function (GO): ryanodine-sensitive calcium-release channel activity; protein binding
Source: RefSeq, a predicted model, not a curated record
UUUUUUCAGUGACAGCCAUUUUGUAGACAACAACGGAAAUUUGCUGCCAAAUAAAAGACCAACUAACGAGGUCAACAAACUGACUGCGUGCGUUUACACGCAGAGUUUGUUGCAUGUUUAAUUUAAUAAACAUUAUUUUUACAUUUUUUAUAAAAGAAAAAUUUUAAUUUUGAGUUUUUAAUUAAAAUAAAAUAAAAUUUCCAAACGAUUACUUCCUAAACGCAAUACAAAAAGGUGAAGAAUUAACGUUACAGUUUUGGAUUUUAAACGAAAAAACAUAUUAAAGCUGAGGUCAUUUUAAGGAAAAAUGGCUGAAGCUGAAGGAGGAUCUGAGCAGGAUGAUGUUUCAUUCUUGAGGACGGAAGACAUGGUCUGCCUCUCGUGCACAGCAACGGGAGAGCGUGUCUGUCUUGCCGCUGAAGGUUUUGGUAAUCGUCACUGUUUCCUGGAAAAUAUUGCCGACAAGAACGUACCACCCGAUCUAUCGCAAUGUGUAUUUGUUAUCGAGCAGGCUUUAUCAGUUCGUGCUUUACAGGAGUUGGUCACAGCCGCUGGUUCAGAGACUGAUUCCCAAUUUGGCAAAGGUACUGGAUCCGGUCAUAGAACUUUACUCUAUGGUAAUGCCAUCUUAUUGCGCCAUAACAACAGUGACAUGUAUUUGGCUUGUCUUUCCACCUCGUCUUCCAACGAUAAAUUGUCAUUUGAUGUGGGUCUGCAAGAGCACAGUCAGGGCGAGGCAUGUUGGUGGACUGUGCAUCCAGCCAGUAAACAACGUUCAGAGGGUGAGAAAGUCCGUGUAGGUGAUGAUUUAAUUUUAGUUUCGGUUGCAACAGAACGUUAUUUGCAUACAACCAAAGAAAAUGAACAGUCCAUUGUUAAUGCCAGUUUCCAUGUGACUCAUUGGUCGGUGCAACCAUAUGGCACCGGUAUCUCACGUAUGAAGUAUGUGGGUUAUGUAUUUGGUGGCGAUGUUUUGCGCUUUUUCCACGGCGGUGAUGAAUGUCUUACUAUACCGAGUACCUGGGGUCGAGAAGCCGGACAGAAUAUUGUUGUGUACGAAGGUGGUUCGGUAAUGUCCCAGGCUCGAUCCCUGUGGCGUCUUGAAUUGGCACGCACUAAAUGGACUGGCGGUUUUAUAAAUUGGUUCCAUCCCAUGCGUAUCCGACAUAUCACAACUGGACGCUAUUUAGGCGUCAACGAUAAUAACGAAUUGAUUUUGGUUAAAAAGGAAGAAGCAGCUAUUGCUACAACGACUUUCUGCCUACGGGUGGAAAAGGACGACGAGAAAAAAGUACUCGAAGAUAAAGAUUUAGAAGUUAUUGGUUCUCCUAUCAUCAAGUAUGGUGAUACCACCGUUAUAGUCCAGCAUUGUGAAAGCGGUCUGUGGCUCAGUUACAAGAGUUAUGAAACAAAAAAGAAGGGUGUCGGCAAAGUUGAGGAGAAACAAGCCAUUCUGCACGAAGAAGGCAAAAUGGAUGAUUGUCUUGAUUUCUCCAGAUCGCAAGAGGAAGAAUCGAAAACUGCUCGUGUUAUUCGUAAAUGUAGCAGUCUUUUUACACAAUUUAUUAAUGCAUUGGAAACUUUACAAUCAAAUCGUCGUCAUUCGAUAUUCUUCCAAAAAGUCAACCUCAACGAAAUGGUCAUGUGCCUAGAAGAUUUGAUAAACUAUUUCUCUCAGCCACCAGAUGACAUGGAACACGAGGAGAAACAAAAUCGUUUUCGUGCCCUGCGCAAUCGUCAGGAUCUGUUUCAGGAAGAGGGUGUUUUAAAUUUAAUCUUGGAAGCCAUUGAUAAAAUUAAUAUCAUAACAUCACAAGGCUUUCUGGCCAGCUUUUUGGCUGGUGAUGAGACUGGUCAAAGUUGGGAUUUAAUUUCCACUUACCUCUAUCAAUUGUUGGCCGCUAUUAUCCAAGGCAACCACACUAAUUGUGCCCAAUUCGCCAAUAGUAAUCGUUUGAAUUGGCUUUUUUCUCGCUUGGGUUCUCAGGCUUCCAGUGAGGGUUCCGGCAUGUUGGAUGUACUGCAUUGUGUUUUGAUUGAUUCCCCCGAAGCUUUGAAUAUGAUGCGUGAUGAACACAUUAAAGUUAUUAUUUCGCUGUUGGAAAAACACGGCAGAGAUCCCAAGGUCUUGGAUGUUUUAUGUUCACUGUGUGUGGGUAACGGUGUUGCCGUACGUUCCUCGCAAAAUAACAUUUGUGAUUUUCUCCUGCCCGGCAAAAAUCUGCUGCUGCAGACACAACUGGUUGAUCAUGUAGCCAGUAUUAGACCAAAUAUUUUUGUGGGUCGCGUUGAAGGAUCGGCCAUGUAUCAAAGAUGGUAUUUUGAAGUAACUAUGGACCAUAUUGAACAAACCACUCAUAUGAUGCCUCACUUGCGCAUUGGUUGGGCAAAUACUUCCGGCUAUGUACCUUAUCCGGGUGGUGGCAAAAAAUGGGGUGGUAAUGGCGUUGGUGAUGAUUUAUAUUCAUUUGGUUUCGAUGGUGCUUAUUUGUGGACAGGCGGCCAUAAAACUUUGGUUAUGGAUAAUGUGCCCGAAGAACCUUUUAUACGCAAAGGAGAUGUUGUUGGUGUUACCAUUGACUUGUCCGUGCCAGUUAUUACAUUUACAUUUAAUGGCCUUAAAGUUAAGGGUUCAUUCCGAGACUUUAAUUUAGAUGGCAUGUUUUUCCCAGUAAUGAGUUGUUCUUCUAAAUUGAGUUGCCGCUUUUUGUUUGGUGGUGAUCAUGGCCGUUUGAAAUUUAAUCCUCCACCUGGAUUUUCACCCUUGGUGCAGUGUUUAAUGCCUCAUCAAAUAUUAAGUUUAGAUCCUUGCUUUUAUUUUGGUAAUUUAAGUAAAAAUGUUUUAGCCGGUCCUUGGAUGAUAGAGGACGAUAAUGCAUUUGUGCCAAAACCGGUUGAUACAUCGGGAGUUUCAUUGCCUUCUUCGGUAGAUCAAAUUAAAGAAAAAUUGGCUGAAAACAUACAUGAAAUGUGGGCCUUAAAUAAAAUUGAGGCCGGUUGGUCUUGGGGUGAACAUCGUGAUGAUUAUCAUCGUAUACAUCCAUGUUUAACACAAUUUGAAAAAUUACCUCCUGCCGAGAAACGUUACGACAACCAAUUGGCUGUACAAACUUUAAAAACCAUUAUUGCAUUGGGUUAUUAUAUAACCAUGGAUAAACCUCCAGCACGUAUACGUCCCAUACGUCUGCCCAACGAGAUUUUUAUGCAAGCUAAUGGUUAUAAGCCCGCUCCUCUCGAUUUAAGUGCUGUUACUUUAACACCAAAAUUAGAAGAACUAGUCGACCAGUUGGCCGAAAAUACACACAAUCUUUGGGCCAGAGAACGCAUACAACAGGGCUGGACAUAUGGACUCAAUGAGGAUUCCGAAAAUUUACGCAGUCCUCAUUUGGUGCCCUACUCUAAGGUCGAUGAGGCAAUUAAGAAAGCUAAUCGUGAUACUGCUUCUGAAACAGUACGUACUCUACUCGUUUACGGAUAUGUUUUGGAUCCCCCCACAGGCGAAGGUAAUGAGGCUUUAUUGGCCGAGGCUUUAAGGCUUAAAUUUGCCGCCUUCCGUACGUAUCGUGUGGAACGCAAUUAUGCUGUUACCUCGGGUAAAUGGUAUUUUGAAUUCGAGGUUCUUACCUCAGGACCAAUGCGCGUCGGUUGGGCUAGAGCCGAUUGUAAUCCAGGUGCUAUGUUGGGUAGUGAAGACACCAGUUGGGCUUUUGAUGGUCACAAUGAAGAGAAAGUAUUUGGUGGCGUAAGUGAAUCAUUCGGUAAACAAUGUGGUCCAGGCGAUAUAGUUGGAGUUUUCUUAGAUCUAGCCGAUCAUACAAUCAGUUUCUCGCUUAACGGUGAACUCUUAAUGGAUGCGUUGGGCGGAGAGACGACUUUUGCCGAAGUUACUGCAGAAGGUGUAGGUUUUGUACCGGCGUGUACAUUGGGUGUGGGUCAAAAGGCUCGUUUGAUUUACGGUCAAGACGUAGAUUCUCUUAAGUUUUUCACUACUUGUGGUCUUCAGGAAGGUUAUGAACCUUUCUGCGUGAAUAUGCGACGCCCUGUCACCCAUUGGUAUACCAAGGAUCAGCCAAUAUUCGAAAAUACAGAAGAGAUGCCUGACUGUCGUAUUGAUGUGACACGUAUUCCAGGUGGAGCUGAUACACCACCUCAUUUGAAAAUUUCCCACAAUACUUUUGAGACCAUGGAAAAAGCCAACUGGGAGUUCUUACGUCUUUCCCUGCCAGUCACUUGUAUGAGUGAGUUUAUUACUGAAGCGGAGAAGGCCAGACGUUGGGAGGAAAUUAAAAUUAGACAAUAUCGUCUGAUGCGCGAUGCUCAAGAACAACAGCAGCAACAAACAUCAGCCCAUAUGGAUCAUAUGUUGAAGAGUGGUUUUACAAUGAACGACAUUAAGGGACUUAAUCGAAAUUUCGAUGAUACAGCUGAGGCUGACGAAAUGCAUAGUCCCGCCCGACCACCGCGUAGAAGUUCUGUUUCACGCAAUAUCACCUUUGAAUCGGAUUUGGGAGCGCCAGAGGAACUACAACGCUCCACGUCUGCGCUUGAUAUGAAUGGAAUGGAUGAAAGCAUGAUGGACGAUAAGAAGAAGCGCGGCCGUAGUCCGUUUAAGUUCUUCUCCAAGAAAUCGCGCGAUCAAAGUAAAGAAAAAAUGCCUGGCCGUGCUCCCGAAGUAAGCAUGGAAAGACGUAACACCGUUGCCCAUGGUCGUAAUGUGGUCAAUGCUCAAACGACUACAAAAGCUCCAACAUUGCGUUUAAAUAAUACUGAAAUGCCUCAGACUCCCGUACAGCAGGGACCAAAAGCUCUUAGUGGUGGUGCUCUAGGACAGCCAUCUGUUGAAUCUUCAGGCAACGAAAUGUUUGAUGCCGAAUGUUUAAAACUUAUUAACGAAUAUUUUUAUGGUGUUCGUAUAUUCCCUGGUCAGGAUCCCACCCAUGUAUAUGUAGGUUGGGUUACGACACAAUAUCAUUUGCAUAGCAAGGAAUUUAACAAGGACAAGGUGCGAAGAGGAUCCGUAAUUAUUGAAGAUGAUUAUGAAAUGCCUAUCGAACGAAUUAAUCGCCAAAGUUGUUAUGUCGUACGUGCCGAUGAACUCUUUAAUGAAGUAACUCAAGAUGCUUCAGGUAAGGGAGCAUCACAGGGCAUGUUUGUUGGAUGUUUCGUCGACACCGCUACGGGCAUGAUAAGUUUUACAUGUGAAGGAAAGGAGACUUCACAUCGUUGGAAGAUGGAACCAGGAACGAAACUUUUCCCAGCUAUUUUUGUUGAAGCCACUAGCAAAGAAAUUUUGCAAAUUGAAUUGGGACGUACAGCAACAACACUGCCUCUUUCAGCUGCUGUCUUGCCAACAAGUGAUAAACAUAUCAAUCCACAGUCCCCACCUCGUUUAAAGGUCCAAUGUCUUCGUCCACAUCAAUGGGCACGUGUUCCUAAUACAGCACUGCAAGUGCAUGCUCUCAAGCUAUCCGACAUACGAGGCUGGUCAAUGCUUUGUGAAGAUCCAGUCUCUAUGUUGGCCCUCCACAUCCCUGAGGAAGAUCGUUGCAUUGACAUCUUAGAAUUGAUAGAAAUGGAUAAACUACUAUCUUUCCACGCUCAUUCACUAACCUUGUAUGCUGCUCUCUGCUAUCAGUCCAAUUAUAGAGCUGCCCAUGCUUUAUGUCAACAUGUUGAUCAGAAGCAACUGUUGUAUGCUAUACGUUCCGAAUAUAUGAGUGGACCGCUACGUCAGGGCUUUUAUGACCUUUUAAUUGCAUUGCAUUUGGAAUCGCAUGCCACCACAAUGGAGGUUUGUAAGAUGGAAUAUAUCAUUCCUUUAGGACCAGAACUUAAAUUCCUCUACGAAGAUGAGGAAAUGUGUCAUUCCUUGAGGUCAUUGAUUACCGAAUCAGUUCAGCCUCAUUUGCGCAUGACAGAAAUAACCACACCUAUGAGUACCCAUACCACUAGCAUACAAAAUGUUUCCAGUGAACCAAUACCAGACAUCGAUCAUCUGUACUCCCCGAAGUUCCCCUUAGAAGUAGUGCGCGAAUUUGUUAUGGAAGCAUUACAGGAGGCCGUUGAGAUCAAUCAAGUGCACAAUAGAGAUCCAAUCGGAUGGACGAAUGAAAAUCUUUUCUUGCCCCUUUUGAAGCUUACUGAUCGCUUGUUGUUAGUGGGUGUCAUGACCGAUGAUGAUGUUCAAAAGUUGUUGGUUAUGAUCGAUCCAGAAACAUGGGAUCCUAGCUUUGAAAAAGAUGGAAAAGAUGAACAUCGUAAAGGUCUUUUAACCAUGAAGAUGGCGGAAGGAGCCAAGCUACAAAUGUGUUAUCUACUUCAUCACCUUUAUGACAUUCAGCUUAGACAUCGCGUGGAAAGCAUUAUUGCAUUCUCACAUGACUUUGUGGGUGAUCUUCAAGCAGAUCAAUUGCGUCGCUAUAUAGAAAUCAAACAAUCCGAUCUUCCAAGUGCUGUCGCAGCCAAGAAAACAAAAGAAUUCCGCUGUCCACCAAGAGAACAAAUGAACCAGAUUCUUUGCUUUAAGAAUCUGGAACCAGAUGAUCAUGAAAAUUGUACUUGUGGCUUGGAUUUGCGUGGACGUUUAUACGAUUUCCAUGAUUCUCUUAUGAAAAAAGUCUCACUAAAUGCUUUGCAGGAGCCGGACGAACCAGAAAGCAAUGCGAUCGAAGAGGUCAAAACGGGUCCAAUUACAAAGAUAUACAAUUUCAUUAACACAGUGAAGGAACUUGAAGAAGGUCCCAAAGAAGUUGAGGAACCUGAGAAGAAAACUCCCGAAGAAGUGUUCCGUAAAGUUUUAAUCAAAACAAUUGUUAGUUGGGCUGAGGAAUCACAAAUUGAAACCCCCAAAUUGGUGCGUGAAAUGUUUAGCCUUCUUGUUAGGCAGUACGACACGGUGGGUGAAUUGGUGAGAGCUCUUGAAAAAACAUAUGUCAUCAACAAUAAAGCCCGAGAAGAUGUGGCUGAAAUGUGGGUUGGUUUAAGCCAAAUCCGCGCUUUGCUUCCUGUUCAAAUGAGUCAAGAAGAAGAGGAGUUAAUGAGGAAGCGAUUGUGGAAGUUAGUUAACAAUGCUACAUUCUUCCAACAUCCCGAUUUGAUACGCAUUCUCAGAGUUCAUGAGAACGUAAUGGCUGUUAUGAUGAACACUCUAGGUCGACGAGCUCAAGCCCAAAGUGACGCCCCAGCUCAAUCGGAGGGAGCGGAAGGAGCUCCAGCUAAAGAGAAGGAUACUUCUCAUGAAAUGGUGGUAGCUUGCUGUCGUUUCCUUUGUUAUUUUUGUAGGACUGGAAGACAAAAUCAAAAAGCCAUGUUCGAUCACUUUGACUUUUUGCUAGACAAUGCAAACAUUUUACUCGCUAGACCCAGCUUACGCGGUUCCACUCCUCUAGAUGUGGCAUACUCAAGUUUAAUGGAGAACACAGAACUAGCUCUGGCCUUGCGCGAACACUAUUUAGAGAAAAUUGCCGUUUAUCUUUCGCGCUGCGGUUUGCAAAGUAACUCCGAGCUCGUCGAAAAGGGCUAUCCUGACUUAGGUUGGGAUCCUGUAGAAGGCGAACGCUAUUUGGACUUUUUACGUUACUGCGUUUGGGUAAAUGGUGAAAGUGUUGAAGAAAACGCCAACCUUGUCAUUCGUCUUCUUAUCCGACGUCCAGAAUGUUUAGGGCCGGCUCUAAGAGGAGAAGGAGAAGGUCUAUUCCGUGCUAUAGUUGAGGCCAAUCGUAUGUCUGAACGGAUAUCUGACCGCUGCAAAAUGCAAGACGAAGCCGAAGGCACUAUUGCUGGCCUUAACUUCUCUCAUCCUCUACCCGAAGGCGAAGAGGACGAGGACUACAUUGAUACUGGUGCUGCUAUCUUGAACUUCUAUUGUACCUUAGUUGAUCUUCUCGGUAGAUGUGCACCCGACGUCUCGGUAAUAGAACAAGGUAAAAAUGAAUCAUUAAGAGCUAGAGCUAUUUUGAGAUCUCUUGUGCCACUGGAGGAUCUUCAAGGUGUCCUCAGCUUAAAGUUCACACUCACUCAAACUGCACCGGGAGAGGAAAGGCCAAAGUCUGACAUGCCCUCGGGUCUAUUGCCCAAUAACAAACAAAGCAUCGUUCUUUUCUUGGAACGUGUCUAUGGCAUAGAAACACAGGAGCUCUUCUAUCGUCUACUCGAGGAUGCGUUCCUGCCUGAUUUGAGAACAGCCACCAUUCUAGAUAAAAGUGAUGGCUCAGAAAGUGAUAUGGCUCUUUCAAUGAAUCGCUACAUUGGCAAUUCUAUAUUGCCUCUCUUAAUUAAACAUUCUAAAUUCUACAAUGAGGCAGAAAAUUAUGCAAGCUUAUUGGAUGCAACACUGCACACGGUCUAUAGAUUGUCUAAGAACCGUAUGCUUACUAAGGGCCAAAGAGAAGCUGUCUCUGACUUUUUGGUGGCUUUGACAUCACAAAUGCAACCUGCAAUGUUGUUGAAACUCUUACGCAAGUUGACAGUUGAUGUCUCAAAAUUAUCCGAAUACACGACUGUGGCUUUGAGGCUCCUUACAUUACACUUUGAUCGCUGUGCCAAAUAUUAUGGCUCCAGUCAAGGUCAAGGCUCUUAUGGAGCAUCGUCUGAUGAAGAAAAACGUCUUACUAUGCUCCUGUUCUCUAACAUAUUUGACUCACUCAGCAACAUGGAUUACGAUCCUGAAUUGUUUGGUAAAGCGUUGCCAUGUUUGAUUGCAAUUGGAUGUGCUUUGCCACCGGACUACAGUUUAUCCAAAAACACCGACGAAGAUUACUAUGGUCGUCAAUCCGGCGCCCCCGAUCAACCGCAAUAUGACCCUAACCCUAUUGAUACAGUCAGCGUUAAUUUGACCAACGAUUAUAAUUCUUUGGUGCAGAAGUUUAGCGAACAUUAUCAUGAUGCUUGGGCCAGUCGCCGUUUAGAGAGCGGAUGGACUUACGGUGAAAUACGCUCUGAUAGUGAUCGUAAACAUCCUAGACUUAAACCCUAUAAUAUGUUAACUGAAUACGAACGUGAACGUUAUAGAGAUCCAGUAAGGGAAUGCUUGAAAGCUCUUUUAGCUCUAGGUUGGACCAUUGAACAUUCUGAAAUUGAAGUACCUCAAAAUCAUCGUGGUUCCACCAGACGUCAAUCAAAGCCUCAAAUUCACGAUUUUCAGAACGAAGGAAGUGCCUUCAAUUACAAUCCACAUCCUGUUGAUAUGACAAAUCUCACGCUAAGCAGAGAAAUGCAAAAUAUGGCGGAGCGUUUAGCUGAAAACUCGCAUGAUAUUUGGGCCAAAAAGAAGAAGGAGGAACUGGAUUCCUGCGGUGGUGUUAUUCAUGCUCAACUUGUGCCUUAUGAUUUGUUAACAGACAAAGAAAAGCGCAAAGAUCGUGAGAGGUCCCAAGAAUUCUUAAAGUAUAUGCAAUAUCAAGGAUACAAAUUGCACAAACCAUCUAAGGGUGGAGUGGCUGAAGGCGAAGGAGGUGCUGCUACUACUGCUGUAGAAUUAAGAUUCUCCUAUUCUUUAUUGGAGAAGCUAAUUCAAUAUGUGGACCGAGCAACUAUUAAUAUGAAGUUAUUGAAACCUUCGACAACAUUCAGUCGACGGUCCUCAUUCAAGACAGCAUCUCGCGAUAUUAAGUUCUUCUCGAAAGUUGUUCUGCCUUUGAUGGAAAAAUACUUCUCCACACAUCGAAACUAUUUUAUUGCUGUUGCUACGGCCACUAAUAAUGUAGGAGCUGCAUCUUUGAAGGAAAAAGAAAUGGUAGCUUCAAUAUUCUGCAAAUUAGCAUCUCUUUUACGCAACAGGUUGAGUGCUUUUGGUCCAGAUGUACGCAUUACUGUGCGUUGUCUUCAAGUUUUGGUUAAAGGAAUUGAUGCCAGAACUUUAGUAAAGAAUUGUCCCGAGUUUAUAAGAACAUCCAUGCUGACAUUCUUUAAUCAAACAGCUGACGAUUUAGGAAACACAAUUCUUAAUUUACAAGAUGGCAAAUAUAGUCAUCUGAGAGGAACUCAUCUAAAGACGUCAACAUCGCUGGGUUACAUUAAUCAAGUCGUUAUGCCGGUCUUAACUGCCAUGUUUGAUCAUUUAGCAGCAUGUGACUAUGGCAGUGACUUGUUGUUAGAUGAAAUUCAAGUUGCAUCUUAUAAAAUUCUAGCUGCAUUGUACCAUCUGGGAACAGAUGGUACUUUAACGCACGAGCGCAAAUACUUGAAAACUGAAAUCGAGAGACAUCGUCCAGCCUUGGGUUCUUGCUUGGGAGCAUUUAGUUCUUGUUUCCCAGUAGCUUAUUUGGAACCUCACCUUAAUAAGCAUAAUCAAUUUUCUUUACUUAAUCGUAUAGCCGAUCACUCCCUAGAGGCACAAGAUAUAAUGGUCAAAAUGGAAAGUUGCAUGCCAAAUUUGGAAACUAUUCUAGGGGAAGUAGACCAAUUUGUGGAAUCUGAUAAUACAUACAAUGAUGCACCUCACAUUAUUGAUGUUAUUUUGCCUUUGUUAUGUUCCUACCUUCCAUUCUGGUGGUCACAAGGACCUGACAAUGUCAGCCCUACAAGUGGCAAUCACGUAACUAUGGUUACUGCCGAUCACAUGAAUUCAUUGUUGCGCAAUGUACUUAAAAUGAUCAAGAAAAAUAUUGGCAAUGAUAAUGCUCCUUGGAUGACCAGAAUUGCUGCGUAUACACAGCAGAUUAUUAUUAACACAUCUGAAGAACUACUGAAAGAUCCAUUCUUGCCCUUGGCGGAAAGAGUUAAAAAACGAACUGAAAACAUGUUCCACAAGGAGGAGAGCAUGCGUGGCUUCAUCAAGUCAGCAACGGAUGACACAUCACAAGUUGAAACGCAAUUGCAAGAGGAUUGGAAUUUGCUAGUACGGGAUAUAUAUUCAUUCUAUCCCCUGUUAAUCAAGUAUGUCGAUCUUCAACGUAAUCAUUGGCUAAAAGAUAAUAUUCCUGAAGCCGAAGAGCUAUACAACCAUGUGGCAGAAAUAUUUAACAUUUGGUCAAAGAGUCAGUACUUCCUUAAGGAGGAACAGAACUUUAUAUCCGCAAAUGAAAUUGAUAACAUGGCUUUGAUUAUGCCAACGGCUACCAGAAGAUCUGCCAUUACAGAGGGUACUCCUGUUACAGGAGGCAAGGUUAAAAAGAAGAAAAAGAAUCGUGAUAAGAAGCGCGACAAAGACAAAGAGAUACAAGCCAGUUUAAUGGUUGCAUGUCUUAAACGUCUACUGCCCGUGGGUCUCAACCUGUUUGCUGGUCGUGAGCAGGAAUUGGUGCAACACUGCAAAGAUCGUUACCUAAAGAAGAUGCCUGAGUACGAUGUUAUCGAAUUUGCUCACCUACAGUUGACAUUGCCCGACAAACUAGAUCCUUCGGACGAAAUGUCAUGGCAGCAUUAUUUGUAUUCGAAAUUGGGCAAAAAGGAAGAAGUGUCCGAAGAACAAGCAGUAGAAAAAGCAUCUAAUCAAAAUGAAAAGGGCAAAGACAAGACACAAGAAACGGUCGAUCGUAUUGUAGCGAUGGCCAAAGUAUUAUAUGGCUUGCACAUGAUUGAUCAUCCCCAACAGCAAAGCAAAAAUGUCUACAGGAGUGUUGUUUCCAUACAAAGGAAGCGUGCUGUUAUUGCGUGCUUCCGUCAGACAUCUCUACAUUCUUUACCAAGACAUAGAGCUUGCAACAUUUUUGCUCGUACAUAUCACGAACAAUGGCUACAGGAAGAAAAUGUAGGCCAAGAGGUUAUGAUUGAAGAUCUUACACAAACGUUUGAGGAAUUCGAAAAGUCUAAAAAGGAAGAAGAUGAAUCCGAAAGCAAACCCGAUCCCUUGACACAACUGGUUACUACCUUCUGUCGAGGCGCUAUGACUGAAAGAAGUGGUGCCCUUCAGGAAGAUGUACUUUAUAUGUCUUACGCUCAAAUUGCUGCCAAAUCUUGUGGAGAAGAAGAGGAAGAAGGAGGCGGCGAAGAAGAAGGUGGCGAAGGCGGAGAAGAAGCAGCAGAAGGAGAAGGGACUAGUAUUCAUGAACAAGAAAUGGAAAAACAAAAAUUACUUUUCCAUCAAGCACGUUUGUCAAAUCGUGGUGUAGCUGAAAUGGUGUUGUUGCAUAUAUCUGCCUCCAAGGGUAUACCUUCCGAAAUGGUAAUGACAACUUUAAAUUUGGGUAUUGCCAUUUUACGUGGAGGCAACAUUGAUAUUCAAAUGGGUAUGCUUAAUCACCUGAAGGAGAAAAAAGAUGUUGGAUUCUUUACUUCAAUUGCUGGCUUAAUGAAUUCGUGCAGUGUCUUGGAUUUGGAUGCUUUCGAGAGAAACACGAAAGCAGAAGGUCUUGGCGUCGGUUCGGAGGGUGCUGCUGGUGAGAAGAAUAUGCAUGAUGCCGAAUUUACUUGUGCGCUGUUCCGUUUCAUUCAAUUGACAUGUGAAGGCCACAACUUGGACUGGCAGAAUUACUUGCGUACCCAGGCUGGCAACACAACAACGGUGAACGUUGUCAUUUGCACAGUCGAUUACUUGUUGCGUUUGCAGGAAUCUAUUAUGGACUUCUAUUGGCAUUAUUCUAGCAAGGAAAUCAUAGAUCCAGCAGGAAAGGCCAAUUUCUUUAAGGCUAUCGGCGUGGCCAGUCAAGUGUUCAACACCCUUACUGAAGUCAUUCAGGGUCCAUGUACUCUUAAUCAGCAAGCUUUGGCUCAUUCAAGAUUGUGGGAUGCGGUUGGAGGUUUCCUCUUCCUUUUCUCUCACAUGCAGGAAAAAUUAUCGAAGCACUCUAGUCAAGUUGAUUUAUUGAAGGAACUGUUAAAUUUGCAGAAGGACAUGAUCACUAUGAUGUUAUCUAUGUUGGAAGGCAAUGUCGUAAAUGGUACAAUUGGUAAACAGAUGGUUGAUACACUAGUAGAAUCAGCUGGCAAUGUGGAAUUGAUUUUGAAAUACUUCGAUAUGUUCUUGAAACUCAAGGAUCUAAUUGAAUCUCCUAGCUUCCAAGAAAUUGAUAUCAAGAAUGAAGGAUGGGUUACUCCAAAAGACUUUAGAGAUAAAAUGGAACAAUCGAAGAAUUAUACACCCGAGGAAAUGGACUUUUUGCUGGCUUGUUGUGAACGUAAUCAUGAGGGUAAAAUUGAUUAUGCGGCAUUUGUUGAUCGUUUCCACGAACCCUCAACGGAAAUCGGUUUUAAUUUGGCUGUAUUGUUAACCAAUCUAAGUGAGCAUAUGCCCAAUGAACCACGUUUGGCUCGAUUCCUUGAAACUGCUGGCUCUGUAUUGAACUACUUUGAGCCAUUCUUAGGACGUAUUGAAAUCUUGGGUAGUUCAAAGAGAAUUGAACGUGUUUAUUUCGAAAUUAAGGACUCUAAUAUCGAACAAUGGGAGAAACCCCAGAUUAAGGAAUCGAAGAGAGCAUUCUUCUAUUCGAUUGUAACUGAAGGUGGUGAUAAGGAAAAACUUGAAGCUUUUGUAAACUUCUGCGAAGAUGCCAUUUUUGAAAUGACUCACGCUUCUGGUUUGAUGGCAACAGAUGACGGUGGCAGUAAUGUCAAACGUGAUACUUCCUAUAGUUCGUAUAUGAGUGAAGAGGAUGAAGAACGAGCAGCUAGACACCCUGUUACACGAACCAUAAAUGCUGUAAAAGAUGGUCUUAAAUUUGCCGCGGUUAUGUUAAGUCCUGCAAAUAUUAAACAUCAAAUUGGUGUUAUGCAAACGAAAUCUGCACCGGAAUUGAUUGUUGGAUUCUUUAAAAUUAUUUUCUACAUGUUCUACUACACUGGUUAUGCCCACUUUGCAGUGGUUCGAUAUAUAUUUGGAAUUUUAAUGAAUUUGAUGCGUGGACCGGCUCCUGAGGAAGUAGAAGAGGCACCAGUGGAGGAAGAAACGUUUGGUAGGGCGUUACCGCCUUUGCCUAUAGAGGAACCACCAGGUACAGUACAAGCAUUUGGUUUGGACAUAAAUAAAGAAGAAAACGGACAGUAUAAGGUAACGGUACAUGAAUCUUCUGGUGGCAGUCCUUCGACAUCAGUUGAAGAAACUGGUGAAUCAAGCCCUGAAGAUGGUGGACCCACUGGUGAAGCAACUGCUGAGACAGAAAGCCAUGUUGAACCUAUAUCGAUUGUAGAUUUGUUAGGUGGAGAGGCAGCUAAAAAGGCUGCUCAAGAACGUCAAGAGGCUCAAAAAGCACAAGAAGCUGCAAUGGCCUCCAUCGAAGCUGAAGCUAAGAAAUCAUCUGCCGCUCCUCAAGAAACUCCAGCCGUUAAUCAAAUCGACUUUUCUGCUUAUGCCCACCGUGCCGUUAGCUUUUUGGCUCGUAAUUUCUACAACCUGAAAUAUGUAGCUUUAGUUUUAGCUUUCAGCAUCAACUUUAUGUUACUCUUCUAUAAAGUUACAUCCUUUACUGAAGACGAAGAAGCUUCCGGUGAUGAUGUAUUGAUAUUGGGAUCUGGUUCAGGUGCAGGUAUGACUGGUUCUGGUCUUGGCUCAGGUGAAGGUUCGGGUGAUGACGGAGGAGAGGAAGAUGAUAUACCGGAAUUGGUUCACGUCGACGAAGAUUUCUUCUAUAUGGAACACGUUAUACGUAUAGCUGCGAUAUUGCACAGUCUGGUCUCAUUAGCUAUGUUGAUUGCCUACUAUCAUCUCAAAGUUCCCUUGGCUAUUUUCAAACGUGAAAAGGAAAUUGCGAGACGUCUGGAAUUCGACGGCCUUUUCAUUGCAGAACAACCUGAAGAUGAUGAUUUCAAGUCGCAUUGGGAUAAACUGGUAAUAUCGGCCAAAUCAUUCCCGGUUAAUUAUUGGGACAAAUUCGUAAAGAAAAAAGUUCGCCAAAAGUACAGCGAAACAUAUGAUUUCGAUUCGAUUUCCAAUCUCUUGGGUAUGGAGAAAAGUUCAUUUAUGGCUCAAGAAGCUGAUGAAGGCGGCCUCGUUAAAUACAUUAUGAAUAUCGAUUGGCGCUAUCAAGUUUGGAAGGCGGGAGUAACAUUUACCGAUAACGCUUUCCUCUACUCACUUUGGUACUUCUCGUUCUCUGUAAUGGGAAACUUUAACAACUUCUUCUUCGCUGCUCAUUUGCUCGAUGUUGCUGUCGGUUUCAAGACUCUCCGUACCAUUUUGCAAUCCGUAACACAUAACGGUAAACAACUCGUACUCACAGUAAUGCUUUUGACCAUUAUUGUAUACAUUUACACGGUCAUUGCCUUCAAUUUCUUCCGUAAAUUCUAUAUUCAAGAAGAGGAUGAAGAAGUAGACAAAAAAUGUCACGACAUGUUAACGUGCUUCGUAUUCCAUCUUUAUAAGGGCGUAAGAGCAGGUGGUGGUAUUGGUGACGAAAUCGGAGAUCCAGAUGGUGAUGAUUACGAAGUCUAUCGUAUUAUCUUCGAUAUUACUUUCUUCUUCUUCGUCAUUGUUAUUCUUUUGGCCAUCAUUCAAGGUUUGAUCAUUGAUGCCUUUGGUGAGCUUCGUGAUCAAUUGGAGUCGGUUAAAGAGAAUAUGGAAUCAAAUUGCUUCAUAUGUGGCAUGGGUAAGGACUUCUUUGACAUAGUACCGCACGGUUUCGAUACUCAUGUCCAGAAAGAACACAACUUGGCCAACUACAUGUUCUUCCUUAUGCAUUUGAUUAACAAACCGGAUACGGAAUAUACUGGUCAAGAGACAUACGUUUGGAAUAUGUAUCAACAGCGUAGCUGGGACUUCUUCCCAGUCGGUGAUUGCUUCCGCAAGCAAUAUGAAGAUGAACUAUCAGGAGGUGGUGGCGGCGGUUAAUAUUCUUCCUCUACAAGCCUUUAAAUAGUAUGUCGACGGACCAUUUAACUAUACAUACAAUGUUUUUUAGACAAAUUUUUUUCACUACUGUUUUUAUAUACUAAAUAUCUACUUAAACUUAUAUAAAUCUGUAUAUUUACUAUAUAUUUAAUAAUAUUAAUAAAAUUGUUAAAACAAUCAAUUGUUAAGUCAACCAAGGAAUUUAUUCAAACACCUAGUCAAUUUGAAACGAAGCAAAAACCAACAAAUUAAAGUAAAAACAAUACACCUAAUUUAUUAAAUUUAUUUUAUUACCGUUACUGUAAAAACUUUUUUGUUAAUAGCGUAAAAUUGUAACCGCCUUCAAACAAAAAACUAAUUUAUCUAGACAAACAACUCAGAAUAGAAAUCAAAAAUGUAUAAACAAAAUUUAUUUGUAUUCGUAUUUAAAUAAACUUGUACUAUUUAUUAAAUAAAUUUUAAUGAUUUUAUUGAAAAAUAAA